Fusarium redolens is the source of this 462-nucleotide messenger RNA. RefSeq lists its product as uncharacterized. Bases 1 to 462 code for a protein of 153 amino acids. NCBI's taxonomy places the organism in Eukaryota, Fungi, Ascomycota, Sordariomycetes, Hypocreales, Nectriaceae. The record is from RefSeq and is a predicted model, not a curated record. The transcript is spliced from 2 exons.
AUGCAACGCCAUCACAAGCAGCCACCAUAUUGUCCAAGAUGCUCAAAGACCUUUGAAACGGUGGCGAAAUGCGAUACCCAUAUCAUGGAGAAAAAAUGCAAAACUGAGCCCGUCAUAAUUCCAGACGGCAUCAACGAUUACCAGCAAAGGGAAUUGAAAAGCACGCCGAAAAAGAGAGACUACCAUCAAUGGCCCACCAAGCGACGCUGGGAGCACAUAUACAAGCUGGUCUUUCGUGAAACACAAUCCUGUCCUUCAGCAUACUUGGACACUAACGAGAUGACGGUAUUGCAAGCUCGAGACUUCUGGAAGGCCCACGGUGGGAAAUAUAUCACAGAAUAUUUUCAGGCUCAGAGCGGAUUGGAAAUGGAGGGACGCACAUUCCGGGUCUCGGAGCCGACGGCGAUGUUCUUCAGCCGCAACAUGGCCAUCCCUGUGCAGAAUAUGAGCCAUACCAUGUAA